This is a messenger RNA of Brassica oleracea var. oleracea, 871 nucleotides long. RefSeq names its product LOB domain-containing protein 3-like. The record is from RefSeq and is a predicted model, not a curated record. Lineage: Eukaryota; Viridiplantae; Streptophyta; Magnoliopsida; Brassicales; Brassicaceae. The transcript is spliced from 2 exons. The coding region runs from base 65 to 556 and encodes 163 amino acids.
CUCUAAAUUCCUUCUUCUCCUCUUGAUCAUUUUGCUUUCAAGUCUCAAAAACUGUUUCUCCUAAAUGAGACGUAACGGUCACAGUCACGGAGCAGUGUCGCCUUGUGCCGCGUGUAAGCUUCUCCGGCGAAAAUGUGUGGAAGACUGCGUCUUUGCUCCAUAUUUCCCGGCUAAAGAGCCUUACAAGUUUGCCAUUGUCCAUAAGAUUUUCGGUGCUAGUAAUGUCAGUAAGAUGUUGCAGGUGCUGUCGGAAAACUACCGGAGCGACGCCGUGAAUUCGAUUGUGUACGAGGCCAACGCUAGGGUGCAGGAUCCUGUGUACGGAUGUGUAGGAAUAAUAUCAUCAUUACAGAGACAACUCGAGACGCUCCAAACUCAGCUCGCUUUUGCUCAGGCCGAACUGGUUCAUAUGAAAACGCUCCACCGUAUUGACACUAAACCGCCACCCUACAUGGCGAGUGGCAUUAGUUUUCCAGCGAACAAAGACUUAUCUAAUGACGUCGACAUGGCUUUUGCGUACGAGAAUGGUGCCGGAGAGUCCCUUUGGUCGUGCUAGCUUUAGCCUCAUCUUAUCCUUUCAAUAGUUUUUAAAAAAAAUGAUAAGAUUAUAUGCUAUAUAGCCUGUAUCAUAUGAACGUGGUAAGUGUAUAACUAAAGUAAAUCAAAGUAGCAACUAAAGAAUUAAGAUUGUAAACUUUAUUUAUGUCUGCCUUCUUUUUGGGGAUUUUAUUUUCCUUAGGUAAUAUUGGGAAAGUAAAAAAGAAAAAGAGAAGAUAGAGGCAUAACGAUGUAGUAUGUCUCUUUAAAUAUUUUUUAUUAUCACUGUACUAUGUCUCUUUUAAAUAAAAUAAAUAAUGUCGCAUAUUGAUAA